Chenopodium quinoa (quinoa) is the source of this 1779-nucleotide messenger RNA. RefSeq names its product histone deacetylase 9-like. Gene Ontology annotation, molecular function: histone deacetylase activity. Lineage: Eukaryota; Viridiplantae; Streptophyta; Magnoliopsida; Caryophyllales; Amaranthaceae. The transcript has 14 exons. Bases 252 to 1463 code for a protein of 403 amino acids. The record is from RefSeq and is a predicted model, not a curated record.
GAAUCGGGUGGUAUUUUGUUACCCGCGCUCCAAAACUCUCUUUUUCUCACACUCCAUUUUCUGCUGCUCCAGUUAUCCUGCAAUGGCGAAAACUACCUGAUACAUAUGCUACUGUAGUUGCCUCUUCAUCUCUUCAGCUACACCAACUACUUUCCAAACAUGCGCUCCAAAGAUAAAAUCUCUUACUUCUACGAUGGUGAUGUUGGGAGUGUAUAUUUUGGGCCGAAUCAUCCGAUGAAGCCUCACAGAUUAUGUAUGACCCAUCACCUUGUUCUGUCCUACGAUCUUCACAAAAAGAUGGAAAUUUAUUUUGUACGGUGCAGAGGCCUCAUAAAGCGUAUCCGGUAGAGUUAGCGCAGUUUCAUUCGGCUGAUUAUGUCGAGUUUUUGCAUCGAAUUACGCCCGAAAAACAGCAUCGAUUCAUGACUGAAAUGGCCAAAUAUAAUCUUGGAGAAGAUUGUCCUGUCUUCGACAAUUUGUUUGAGUUUUGCCAAAUUUAUGCUGGCGGAACCAUUGAUGCUGCUCGUAGGUUGAAUAAUCACCUUUGUGACAUUGCUAUAAACUGGGCGGGGGGAUUGCAUCAUGCAAAAAAAUGUGAGGCGUCUGGAUUUUGUUACAUCAAUGACUUGGUUUUGGGGAUUUUAGAGCUUUUAAAGUACCAUGCCCGUGUUCUGUACAUUGAUAUUGAUGUGCAUCAUGGGGAUGGUGUUGAAGAGGCAUUCUAUUUCACUGAUAGGGUGAUGACUGUCAGUUUCCAUAAAUUUGGAGAUCUCUUCUUUCCAGGAACAGGAGAUGUCAAGGAAAAUGGGGAAAGGGAAGGGAAAUACUAUGCCAUAAAUGUACCUCUCAAGGAUGGUAUUGAUGACACUAGCUUUACUAGGCUGUUCAAGACGAUCAUUUCCAAGGUUGUUGAAUUUUAUCAGCCUGGAGUGAUUGUUCUGCAAUGUGGUGCAGAUUCACUUGCUGGUGACAGAUUAGGCUGCUUCAACCUCUCUAUCGAUGGGCAUGCAGAGUGCGUUAGGUUUGUGAAGAAAUUUAAUCUUCCCUUGCUGGUUACUGGAGGAGGUGGCUACACAAAGGAGAAUGUUGCUCGAUGCUGGACUGUUGAAACAGGAGUUCUUUUAGAUACAGAUUUACCAAAUGAGAUUCCAGAGAAUGAGUAUAUCAAAUACUUUGGACCAGAUUAUUCAUUGAGGAUUCCAAAUGGACACAUAGAGAACUUGAACAGUAAAUCAUACUUGACAACAAUCAAGAUGCAAGUUCUCGAAAAUCUUCGGUGUAUCCAACAUGCACCAAGUGUACAGAUGCAAGAGGUCCCCCCUGAUUUUUAUAUUCCUGACUUAGAUGAAGAUGAGAAUCCUGAUGAACGCAUUAGUCAGCACACACAGGAUAAGAUGAUCCAGAGGGAUGAUGAGUAUUAUGAUGGUGAUCAUGACAAUGAUCAGAACAUGGACGAUGUAUAGGAUGAUGCCCUAGUUUAAAAUUUAGCCUCACAUACUUAUGGAGUGAAUUAAUGCUGAUAUUGUGAAUGUAUAUAAUUAGGUUUCAGUUAGAGUAUACCCUGUUCAUGUACUAGGCAAUUUCAGUAGCUUCCGAGUUGGUUUCAUUAAAUUCCGUGUUUUGUCACUGUAAAAUAGAAAGUCAGUACCUUUGACAGAUUUUUGAGAAGCAAACAUUUUGUUUUUGCGGAUUUAAUUCAUAACUUCGUAUGUAUGCAUAAUGAUAUAUUUUCUUGUGCUCUUUGGCUGUCUAUUUAGACUUUUGGCCAAUUCUCUAUUA